AUGACGCGCGCACAACAAACCGUCUCUAUCGGCCUCCUGGUCACCUCCCUGUACCUCGCCCUCUACUUCAACCUCAUCCCCAUCCCCGCUACAAUUCAGACCGAAAUCGUCCCCGUCCUCCCCUUUUGGAUCCUCGUCUCCUUCGGCGCAUACCUCCUCUUCAAACUCGGUUGGGGAGUCCUCACCUUUAACGACGUGCCUGAAGCUCAUAAGGAACUCAUGUUCGAGAUCGAUGAGGCGAAGAAGGACUUGCGGACCCUGGGCGUUGAUGUCGACUAA
Scedosporium apiospermum is the source of this 279-nucleotide messenger RNA. RefSeq lists its product as uncharacterized. Lineage: Eukaryota; Fungi; Ascomycota; Sordariomycetes; Microascales; Microascaceae. The coding region runs from base 1 to 279 and encodes 92 amino acids. The transcript has 3 exons. The record is from RefSeq and is a predicted model, not a curated record. Gene Ontology annotation, biological process: GPI anchor biosynthetic process. Gene Ontology annotation, cellular component: endoplasmic reticulum membrane; dolichol-phosphate-mannose synthase complex.